Olea europaea var. sylvestris is the source of this 1117-nucleotide messenger RNA. Its product is annotated as cationic amino acid transporter 9, chloroplastic. Bases 2 to 916 code for a protein of 304 amino acids. The transcript is spliced from 5 exons. Gene Ontology annotation, molecular function: amino acid transmembrane transporter activity. Gene Ontology annotation, cellular component: membrane. The record is from RefSeq and is a predicted model, not a curated record. Lineage: Eukaryota; Viridiplantae; Streptophyta; Magnoliopsida; Lamiales; Oleaceae. Gene Ontology annotation, biological process: transmembrane transport; amino acid transport.
UAUGUUUUCAAUUCUUACUCUCUUGAACUUGAUGUUUCAGCGAGACUUACCAUUAGGCAUAAUAGGUAGCCUCCUUAUCUGUAUUGUGCUGUAUAUCGGGGUCUGCUUAGUAAUUACUGGAAUGGUUCCAUACCAAUUACUUGGGGAAGAUGCUCCUUUGGCUGAAGCUUUCACCUCCAAGGGUUUGAAAUACGUAUCAGUAUUGAUCAGCAUUGGUGCUGUUGCUGGACUUACUACAACACUUCUAGUUGGUCUCUAUGUUCAGUCUCGUUUAUAUCUUGGACUUGGAAGGGAUGGUUUACUACCAGCAAUAUUUGCCAAAGUACAUCCUACACGACGCACCCCUGUUCAUUCUCAAGUUUGGGUUGGUAUUGUUGCCAUAAUCCUGUCAGGGCUUCUUAAUGUUCGUGUGCUUUCACACAUUCUUUCAGUUGGCUCAUUGACAGGCUAUUCUGUUGUUUCAGCUUGUGUAGUAACUCUUCGCUGGAUGGAUAAGGCUGCAAGUCAGAUUUCUACAAGAUGGGUUUCUGAAAGGGCUGAAGGCAUCAUCUGCCUCCUUACAAUUGCCUGUUGCGGUUUUGCUGCUGGAGUCUUCUACCGUUUUGGAGCUUCAUUUGUUUUUAUGAUUCUAGCUACUGUUAUUGCAAUUUGUUGUGCUGCAGCUCUUUAUUUACGACAAGUAUAUGUAGAUCCACCAGGUUUUUCUUGUCCAGGAGUUCCAAUUCUUCCCAUCAUUAGCAUUUUCCUCAACAUAUUUUUGUUUGCCCAGUUGCACUAUGAAGCCUGGGUUAGAUUUGUCGUCCUCAGCAUUAUUACAGUUGGUAUUUAUGCCUUUUAUGGCCAGUAUCAUGCUGAUCCUGUAAGUUCUAAUGUGUCGAUUAUAUACCAUAGGGCACCUGCAGAAGAAGCUAAAUAGUUACCUCUUGAUGUAAUUUUUGUGUUGUAUUAUCUUGUAAUCUUCAAUUAGUAUUCAUCUUGUAUAAUAAGGUAAUUCUGCCAUGCCAUCCUGAAAAUCGUCUAGUAGUUACUUCAUAGAUUUUGAAGAUAGAAUUGUAUGCAUGUAGGAUUAUUCCUUGUCGACUGCAUUAUAUUUUACAGAAUCUCAAUAUGUUCAGAU